This is a messenger RNA of Trichobilharzia regenti, 2818 nucleotides long. Lineage: Eukaryota; Metazoa; Platyhelminthes; Trematoda; Strigeidida; Schistosomatidae. The record is from the annotation of a GenBank genome assembly.
ACGGGGAUUUCAAAGUAAGUUGACGUCAAAUAAACUAACAGUAUUUGUCUUCAUUGCUUCCUUCGGUAACGCUCCCGAAUUGACUAUUUUUUCAGACUGAACAUACAGAAGACACUCAGAAUACCGAAUAGACCAGACCAAGGAGGUACACUCGGCAAGAAAGUCAAAGUCACUUCAAACUGUUGGGAUUUGACAUUUCAUCACAAAACGGCAUAUCUCUAUUUUGUGGAAGCCAACUCAGUUCAUCGAUUGGAAGCUAAGGAGGGCAGUAAAACUGAGAUAAGAAUGCCACCUAAAGAGUUGAGAUCUUUAAUUCAGCAGGUAGCUGACUCUUUACCAGAUACGAUCAUAUACGAUGGCGGUCACGCCAUAUACUCUGAAGAUCCGUUACCUGGUGUCACAACGGACCCCGUAGAAAGACAGAUUGAGAUCAAGGAGCCGUUUGGUCGGGACCGCCUUCUUCUGAAGUACCGGAUUAUGGAAGUGCAGAAGGUAUCUAGUUCCGACAUCAGCCAUUUCAUAACGAAUCCGAAAGCGACCUCUAUGAACAUGCCUCAGGAAUGUAUCAGAUUGUUAGACUGCAUCUUGAAGACGGUGUCAAAGCAGUCGUUUGUAUCCCUUGGACGCUCAGCCCUAUUUCAGCAAACACCAAUUAAAGUGGUUAUGGAUAAGCUUUUUACUAUUCAUAAGGGUUUCAUCAGUAGUGUGCGACCCCAGUGGAAAGUUCGUGUCAACUUGGAUAUGACGUGCAAGGCCUACUUUGUAUCCGGGAAUCUAGCGGACGUCAUGUAUUCGAAGUAUGGAGACGAUAUGGUUAGAUGUAGCACUCAAAUGGCAUACGACUUGAGAAAGAUACGAGUUGAGACUGAUAAAUUCUACAAGAGCGAUGAUGGACGUGCAUAUUCCCGACGCUUCACCGUGCACGGGAUAUCAUCACUACCAGCCGAUCGUUUGAUGAUUGAGGAGUUGAACCAGUCCGUGGCUGAAUAUUUCAAGCAGCACCAUCAUAUCACUCUGAAGUAUCCAGAACUGCCCUGUGUGAAGGUUGAUCAAAAGCGUGAAGUGUAUAUGCCGAUGGAACUGUUAAACAUUUUGCCAUAUCAAGCUCCUAAUGCGAGUAAAGCCGAUAUUGCGAGUGAAGUUAUCCGUUGUGCAGCAAUUCGACCACAGGAGCGCUUCAGAGAGCUGGAGAAUUUUGCUAAUAAUAUGCUGAAGUCCCACCCACUGAUCAAACAAUUUGGUUUGGCGAUUCAACCGAGGCCAGUGGAAGUUAACGCACGCGUUAUCCAACCGCCAACUGCUGGUUUUGGUCGUUCCGGUGUACAACAGCUGACGGCAGGUAGUUGGAGCACGCCUGGCUUUCUUCACCCUGCCGGCGAAGGAGUAGAAAUAAUGUGGGCUGUACUUAGCAUUCCACCUAAUCAGCGGUCUCAUGGUCAUGUUCAGAAGGUGAUAUCGGAAUUGCCUAGAGCGGCCAGUCGCUUUGGUGUUCGGUUUAGCCCUCGACCGAUUGUGGCACAGUGUCCGAGAGGAGAACUUAACAGGAGGUUCGAGGAGUUUUCCAGACAAGGCUGUGGCUUCUUACUUCUCAUCUUGUACGAUGAACAUUUCUACUCAUCGAUUAAACGUCUGAGUGACCUACAAAUGGGGAUUCGGACUCAAUGUGUACGAGCUCGUACUCUGGACAAACCGAACGUUUUCCGUAAGUAAUGCGUGUUGUUCACAUGUAGCCUUCAGUGUGUUUCUGUAUUUCGAUGAGUUUAAUUCGGUUUUCUGCUUUCAGCGAACCUGUUACUCAAACUGAAUGGGAAACUCGGCGGUGUGAACUGGCGAAUUCCUGACCUAAUUAAGGACAGUCAAGAGUUGGUUAUGGUUUUUGGAGCCGAUGUCACUCAUCCUGCGCCUACACAAACUCAUCAGAUUCGAAAGUCAGUAGCUGCUGUUAUCGGCAGUGUUUCACCCGAUCUUAUGAGAUACGGGGUAGUUAUCCGUCAGCAGGCAACCACAGAAAAGGGGAAUAAGGCAGCGAGAGAAAUAAUCGAUGAUAUGCGUCUCAGUGUCAAGGAGCUACUCCAGCUUUACCUGCGUAACACGAACGGGCGUUUCCCGACGCGCAUGAUAUUCUAUCGCGAUGGAGUUUCGGAGGGCCAGUUCGAAAAUGUGCUGGUGGAGGAGCUGUGUGCAAUUCAACGGGCUUGUGCAGAUGUUCGUCCUGGCGAAGAGCCUGCUAUCACUUAUAUUGUUGUGCAAAAGCGUCACCAUAUUCGAUUUAGACCAUCUGACCCCAGGUAAGGUAUUUGCUCAUGAUGUUUCCUGUGUACGUACUACACUUUAUUCGUGUCUUAACGGUCUGUUUGAAUGCUUUGUUAGGGCAAGAAACGUGGAGCCGGGACGGUGGUUGAUACAGAUAUCACGCAUCCCAGGGAAUUUGAUUUCUACCUCUGCUCUCAGGAAGGGAUUCAGGGUACAUCGAAACCUGCUCACUAUCACGUGUUGUAUGAUGAUAGUAACUGGACAUCGAAUGCUCUUCAGAUGUUCACCUAUCACUUAUGCUACGCGUACAUGAGGUGUUCCCGUAGCGUCUCGUAUCCAGCGCCGACUUAUUAUUCUCAUUUGGCUGCAUUUCGGGCACGUGAGUGGUUAUCGGACAUAGAGAAACCAGAGAUUCUGUUAGAUGCUGGUCGUUUCAGAGUUCACAGCAGUCAAGUUGACGGCAUGUUCUACUUAUAAACAGAUUUUGUUAUUUUCAUAUAAAUUGUAUUUCCUUUUGAAUCCAUCUUCCCUUUUAAUAAUAAUAAUAAUAAUAGUAUGAUGAUAA